Messenger RNA from Fusarium pseudograminearum CS3096, 2154 nucleotides. RefSeq lists its product as uncharacterized. Gene Ontology annotation, molecular function: protein-macromolecule adaptor activity; protein binding. Gene Ontology annotation, biological process: proteasome-mediated ubiquitin-dependent protein catabolic process. The transcript is spliced from 3 exons. Bases 1 to 2154 code for a protein of 717 amino acids. The record is from RefSeq and is a predicted model, not a curated record. Gene Ontology annotation, cellular component: nucleus. NCBI's taxonomy places the organism in Eukaryota, Fungi, Ascomycota, Sordariomycetes, Hypocreales, Nectriaceae.
AUGUCCUCUCUUGAUCCCGAUACUUUUCCCACACCUUCAUCAUCGUCACGGCCAAAAGGAACGCCUUCGAUUACGCCUAGGAGAUUUAAUCGAUUCUGGCAACCCAGGCAGGUCCAGACUCAGCCGUUGCCAAAGUUUAGGACUGCUCUUGGCAGCUUGGAUGAGGCCGACACUAACCAGCAACCCAUCUCACCUCAAUCACUUUUCAGUGACAAUAUCCUGCCAUCAUCUCCCACGGAAAGGUUUCAAGAUGACUCGCGGAAGAGGAAGCUCCAGCCCGAGGCUUCAGAGACGGAGGGUGAUUUCAAGAGGCCAGCUUUGAACCUGGAUGACAUGCCACCACUUCGAUUGACUCGCUCAAGCUCUUCGAACUUGAACAACAAUAAUGGCUUAAAGGCGUCGGAUAGUUUCAGCAGUCAAGCUAGUCUGGAGAGCCUUGAUAGCUGUAGAAAAGCUACUCUGAGCAGCUUCUUCAAGACCAGCCGAGGAGUUGCUAAAACCCCUAAGAAGGGAAAUGGCGUCAAAACUGCUGAUAUUGCUCCUGAAGAGCCUCAGCCCGAUGAGGAGCUAGUCAACUACGCACCCAGACCCAUCAGGAAAUUCGCCAACCGAGGCUUCGGCUCUCAAUUGCUAAAUCGUGAACACGGACUCGGAUAUUCAAGCGGCCAACCACUUCUUCACACGCUGGCAUCCGAUCCCCGAACCGAAACAGCACGGUUUCACAGCCGUUGCAUCGAUUCGUACGAGUGUCUCGCUCCUAGCGGCAGUCGCUCCAUCCCCUUCUGUCUUGCAAGCGCUCACAAUGCUCCCGUGACGGCCGUCGGUGAUGAAGAAGGUUGCGUUAGGUUCUUCGACACUUCUGCAAACGAUGAUCCAAACGAGGAAAAAGAUCUGGGCGUCCAUACCGUCCACGACAAUGCCAUCUGGGACAUGGACUUUUCCAAUGACGACAUGCGUCUUGCAGCCACGACUGGCGAUGCAGCUUUGGUAAUGGAUGUGACGACCAAGACCGUGGCAGCCAGGCUGUCUGAUGGGCAUUACAGUUCAACUCGACAAAUUGCCUGGCAGCAGGGCCAGUCCAUCGGCAAUGUGUUAACCACCUCGGACAAGGCUGGUCGUAUCCGUUUGUGGGAUUUGCGAUGUCCAUACUCUAAUCUCAGAAGCUUUUCGACGGUGGGUUGUAGUGAGACAGGUCGUCGAACUGUCACUAUGCGAGAUGAGACUCUCACGCCGUUACAAGCAUCUACCGUGAACACUCUUGACAACACCCAUGAACGUACUGCUCACGGCAAGACUUCUGUUGCUUCCGUCACUGCUAUCCAAUGGCUUCCCGCCGGUCGUGAACAUUUACUACUAUCCGCCUCCGAAGCAGAGGCUGUUGUUAAGCUAUGGGACAUGCGAUACAUCAACCGUCGGCAUCAGGAGAAGAGCAUUCCCCUGUCCUCCACAGCCGUACCUUCCAACCACGCCUGGCGCUCAUACGGAAUCACCUCUCUGGCCCUCAGUAGUGACGCCGCUCGUAUGUACGCAGUAUGCAAGGACAACACCAUCUACGCUUACUCCAUGGCCCACCUCAUGCUCGGUCACGCUCCUGAACUCAAAGACCUCGCUACCAAGCGAAGACCUAUUGCUUCCCAAGGUCUAGGUCCCCUAUAUGGUUUCAAGCACGAUUCCUUCGCCGCGAGAACGUUCUUUGUCAAGUGCAGCAUGCGGCAUAAGAGCCUGUCUCAUUCAUCCGACCUCCUCGCCGUUGGCAGCUCCGAGUCUUCAGUGGUACUCUUCCCUACAGAUGAGCGCUACCUCCGUUCAGCCUGCGCCCAGCGUGCUCACCUCUUGGAUCCCCCCGGAUCCGCCGCCCCUACACCCUCGCGUUCAUUUUCAUCCGCCGCCGGCGCUGAGCCCAGCUCGUCCACUAUCCCAAUCUUCCGCAACGGUACGCCCCUCAUUCAUGGCCACACCCGCGAAGUUUCAAAUGUCAGCUGGAGUUACGACGGUAAGCUAGUCAGCGCGUCGGACGAUUCCGUAGUCCGCCAGUGGCAAGAAGACGAAGGCCGGGCACGGUAUUUCAGACAGGUUGGCGACUUUGGCGGCGAACGAUACUUUGCAGGCUGGGCAGACGUGGGAGACGACUGGGACGUUGAAGAUGAUGAGUAA